AUGGGACAGAGUGACUUGAGACGGGACGACGCGGCACGGCAUGGGACAGAGCGACACGAGACGGGUCGAUAUGGCACGAGACAGAACGGAGCGACACGACAUGGGAAGGGACGGGGCGACACGGCGCGGCACGGGACAGCGCGGCUUGGGAAGGGGCAAUCGGUGCCCGGGGUCCGGCCGGGGCUGGGAGGGCUCCGGAGCCCGGGGGGUCCCUCCGGCGCGAGUGAUCACCCCGUGGCGCUGGCUUCAGCGGCGCCGGCCUCACGGCUCUGGUGCCCUCUCGCCCUGCAGGCGUGCGACAGAGACCAGCAGUGCGGAGCGAGGAUGUGCUGCGCCGUCAGCCUGUGGAUCCGCAGCCUGCGGAUGUGCACGCCCAUGGGGAGCGCGGGAGAGGAGUGCCACCCCCUGAGCCACCGCGUGCCCUUCUCCGGGCGCAGGAUGCACCACACGUGCCCGUGCCGGCCCGGCCUGGCCUGCACACGGAUCUCGCAGAGCAAAUUCAAGUGUUUACCCAACUUCAGGAAAGAAGAUAUCUUUUUUUAG
This is a messenger RNA of Tinamus guttatus (white-throated tinamou), 543 nucleotides long. The record is from RefSeq and is a predicted model, not a curated record. Lineage: Eukaryota; Metazoa; Chordata; Aves; Tinamiformes; Tinamidae.